Molecule: messenger RNA, 891 nt
Organism: Prunus avium (sweet cherry)
Lineage: Eukaryota; Viridiplantae; Streptophyta; Magnoliopsida; Rosales; Rosaceae
Source: RefSeq, a predicted model, not a curated record
AUGGAUGAAGAACAAAAAUUAGAGUCUGAGUUGCAGAGGAUUUUAGACAUGGUGGGCAACAGUGAUUUGAGUGGAAUGCCAGAAUUUAGUAAUCCUUCAAAUUCUCAAGAUAUUGUGCAUGGCAGUGAAGCAUCGAUUGAUAAAAGUGACAAAAUGCUCUCUUUGACAAACAAAAAUUUUCGAAGUCGGGAAGACCUCAUUGAAGCUGCUCGUAAGAUUGCCUUUGUGCAAGGGUAUGCACUGGUUAUUAGAAGAUCUAAAUAUGAGAAAUAUGUUGUCCUUGGUUGUGAUAGAGGCGGUAAUUAUAAAAGUAGAAGAGUUCCACUAGAGGAAAGAAAAAAGAAAUCAGCAUCUCGCCUCAUAAACUGUCCAUUUGAAAUUUGGGGCAAAAAGAAAAGGAAACUUCAAGGAUUUUGGAAGUUGGAGAUUAAAAGUUUGUUGCAUAAUCAUGAACCUUCAACGGACAUGUCUGGACAUCCCUAUUGUCGUCGAUUUUCAAAUGAGGAAAUUAUGCGGAUUAAAGAGAUGAGUAUGGCUGGUAUACCACCACGCCAAAUUCUCUCUUCACUUCGACAGAGCAAUCCUCAUCUUCUAGCAAUUUCCCGAAACAUUUACAAUAAGAAGGCUAAAAUUUUGGAGGAGAGCCUAGCAGGACGUACGGUUAUUCAAGCAUUAUUGGAUGAACUUGGUGGAGGUGGUUUCUCUUAUAACAUUGAGUAUGACCAAGAAGGGCAUUUGACUCAUUUGUUCUUUGCUCAUCCUAUGUCAAUUGAAUUGAGUAAGAGUUACCCACAUGUAGAAGAACCAAAGAAUGUUACUAACCAAAUUGUCAUUAGGAGCUUAGAUAUGCAAAGAGCAAGCUUUUCUCUGCGCUUGUAUGGAAUGAUAUAG